AUGAACAUGGUAAUAAGGCUGUGGGUGCUUUUGUCCCUUCUUGUAUCAAAUGUGUUUGCUAGACGUAGUUUGAUUGCUACCUCGUUGGUAUCAUGUAUGGAUAACUCUGAGUUAACGGCUAACAGUUUUGAUGUGGUCUUCAACCCGGAUGACGGAUCAUUGCGUUAUACUUUGGAUAUAACUACCGAUAUCAAUGGGUACGUCAUUGCUCAUGCUGAGGUGUACGCAUACGGAUUCAAUAUUAUUAACAGACAGAUUGAUCCCUGUGAUUCAGAUUGGAAACAGUUCUGUCCUUUAUACCCUGGAGUGAUUGAAAUCGAUUCAGUCGAAUAUAUAUCUGAUGAGUAUGUCGAUAUGAUCCCAGGGAUUGCAUACCAGGUGCCCGAUAUCGAUGCGUACCUUAAGCUUAUUGUGGUGGAACGUGAUACGAAUGGGAUCGUUGCCUGUAUUCAAGCUUUCUUUUCUAAUGGGAAGACAGUCUCGCAAACGGGUGUCAAAUGGGCCACUGCUGUUAUCGCUGGUAUCGGGUUGUUGACUUCUGCAUUGCUAUCCGCCUUCGGUAACUCUAACGCUGCUUCACAUGUGGCUGCCAAUACUAUGUCGCUUUUCUUGUAUUUCCAAUCGGUGACUGUGUUCGCCAUGGAACAUGUUAACACUGUGCCUCCUAUCGCCGCUGCUUGGUCCGAAAACUUGAUGUGGUCCAUGGGAUUGAUCCGUGUCACUUUCAUGCAAAAAAUUUUCAGAUGGUAUGUUCAAGCCACUGGUGGCACUCCGACUCUAUACUUAACCUCAAAGACAAUUUCUGUUUUGGUUCAAAGAUCCCUAGAAUAUCUGGAAAGUACCCGCAUCUAUAAGCGUGCGGCAGAAGUCUUGUAUGGUAAUUCCAACGUUCUAAUCUUCAGAGGUAUUAAACGUUUAGGUUACAGUGCCAACAUCGAAAUUACUUCUAUCGUUGCUACUGGGUUAACAUUCUUUAUAUUAUGUGGGUAUUUCCUAUUUGGGUUGAUCAUUUGCGCCAAAUAUGUCGUCGAACUAUGUAUCAGAGCCGGAUGGUUGAAAAACUCGAGGUUCAUCGAUUUCAGAAAGCAUUGGAAGAUCAUAUUGAAGGGUGCUCUUCUGCGUUACAUUUACAUUGGUUUCAUUCAAAUUACUAUUUUAUGUUUCUGGGAAUUUAUUCAAAGAGAUUCGCCGGCUCUCAUUGUAUUGAGUUGUCUAUUCAUCAUUAUGGUUUAUGGUAUCCUCGGUUAUGUGUCACUCAGAACAAUUUCUUUUGCUAAACGAUCUAUUCAGUUACACAACAAUCCAGCUGCUAUUUUAUAUGGUGACCAGAGGGUCUUGAACAAAUACGGUUUCUUCUAUACUAUGUUUUCCGCCAAUUAUUAUUAUUGGUCCUGCGUUAUUAUGGCCCAAAACUUUGUCAAAGGUGCGUUCAUCGCAUUCGCGCAAGCUUCAGGUAAAACUCAAGCUCUUGCUUUGUUUAUUAUUGAUUUGGCCUACUUCGCAGCCAUCAUCAAAUUCAAACCAUAUUUGGAUCGUGCCACAAAUAUCCUCAACAUUUUGAUUUCAACAGUCACCUUAGUGAACUCAUUCCUAUUCUUGUUUUUCUCUGAUUUGUUUGGGCAACCUCAGCCAGUGGCCUCGAUUAUGGCUUGGGUCUUCUUCAUUAUGAACGCUGCAUUCUCUUUGAUUUUAUUGAUUCUAAUUCUUGUGUAUGUGGGCUUUGUCAUCUUUUCGAAGAACCCUGAUGUCAGAUUCAAACCAGCGAACGAUGACAGAACAUCAUUCCAAAGACAAUCCGCGAAUGUGGGUGCUAUGGAUAAAUCUGUCGCUGAUGAACUAAUGGCUCUUGGCACUGUCGCUAAAGAACAUGAUGGGGACUGGCAGGAGAUGCUAGUUACCCAGGGUCAACAAAACACCGAAUCAAGCACAGAUAAUCUUAACGAUGAAAAACUCGAGGCAGCAGAGGAAGCUAAUAUUAGUAGGAAACAUUCAUUCAAGGAUAAGAUAUUGCGUAAAAUGUCAUUGAGGAGAAAUAAAUCCACUUCGUCCAGGUUAACCGCUGGUAAUAGACAAGCUACCGUCACUGCUUCGCAUCUUUCCGGUGACUCUAGCUCAGAAUCAGAAACGCCAAUCGUUAAAACUAUUAAAGGGACUCACACAAGAGCAGUGUCUGAGGCAGAAAACGGACUAAUAGAUAACAGUAGUGAUUUUGAUUUUGUUACUGACACACAACUCGAUACUCCAACAGCUUCACCCCAUCGUAAAACUUCGAUAAGUGAUAGCAUAAAUUUCAAUAGUACUACGGAUAUGAAUGCUACAUCCUCAACAGAUAUUUUCCAACAUAACAAUAACUCCUACUACAAGUUGUAA
This is a messenger RNA of Kluyveromyces lactis, 2370 nucleotides long. Its product is annotated as transient receptor potential ion channel family protein. Bases 1 to 2370 code for a protein of 789 amino acids. The transcript has a single exon. NCBI's taxonomy places the organism in Eukaryota, Fungi, Ascomycota, Saccharomycetes, Saccharomycetales, Saccharomycetaceae. Gene Ontology annotation, biological process: fungal-type cell wall biogenesis; transmembrane transport. The record is from RefSeq and is a predicted model, not a curated record.